Molecule: messenger RNA, 1076 nt
Organism: Thamnophis elegans (Western terrestrial garter snake)
Lineage: Eukaryota; Metazoa; Chordata; Lepidosauria; Squamata; Natricidae
Gene: RAB28
Product: RAB28, member RAS oncogene family
Exons: 7
Coding region: 227-898 (223 amino acids)
Cellular component (GO): endosome; Golgi apparatus
Molecular function (GO): GTP binding; GTPase activity
Source: RefSeq, a predicted model, not a curated record
GGGACUGAUCACGGGCAGCCGCGGUUCAUUUUUCUCCUAAUUGCUUCCUCUGCACCGCGUUCCGUGGCCGUUCCUCUUCCGCAGCGCCGCCGCUUCCCUCCCCAUCGGCUUGCUGGAGCGUUGGUCCAGUCCAACGGCUCCUGGGCAACAGAAUGGACAAGAUGGCGGCGGUGCGGCGGUCUUUGGGGCCCCUCUGAAGGUGACUUCCUGCACUGGAUUGCGGGCGAUGUCGGACUCGGAGUCGGAGGAUGAAGGCGCCAACAGGCAGCUCAAGUUCGUGUUGUUGGGCGAUGGCGCCUCCGGCAAGACCUCCUUAGCUACUCGUUUUGUUCACGAUUCUUUUGGAAAGCAAUACAAGCAAACCAUAGGACUUGACUUCUUUUUGAAAAGAAUAACACUCCCAGGAAAUAUAAAUGUUACUCUUCAUGUAUGGGAUAUUGGAGGCCAAACAAUAGGAAGCAAGAUGUUAGACAAAUAUAUCUAUGGUGCACAGGCUAUCCUUUUGGUGUAUGAUGUUACGAACCAUCAGAGCUUUGAAAAUUUAGAAAAUUGGCAUAAUGUUGUAAAGAAGGUCAAUGAAGAGUCAGAAACUCAACCACGUGUGGCCCUUGUAGGCAAUAAAAUUGAUUUGGAACAUAUGCGGACAGUAAAAAUUGAUAAACAUCUUCAAUUUUGCCAGGAAAGUCAUUCUAGCAGUCAUUUUGUAUCAGCAAAGACAGGUGAUUCUGUGUUCCUGUGUUUUCAAGGAAUUGCAGCUAACCUCGUUGAUGUCAAAUUAAACAGAGCAGAAAUAGAACAAUUACAGAAUGUAGUGAGGGCGGAUAUUGUAAACUAUAGCCAGGAGCCUGAAACAAGAAGCGUUCACUCUCCUCGGAGCUCAAUGUGUACAAUUCAGUGAGCAUUUUCUUUUUUGUACAGUGCUCCUUUGGCUGCCUUCGCCCAACAAUGGAGUUGCCGGGAAUGUUGUUUUAACAGGGAACAUGACUGUAGUACAUUUACAAGUAUAUAUAUAUAUAUAUAUUGUAUAUAUACAAUAUAUACCAUAUUUUUCAGACUACAAGAUGUUCCGAACCAAG